Cyprinodon variegatus (sheepshead minnow) is the source of this 2453-nucleotide messenger RNA. RefSeq names its product heparan sulfate glucosamine 3-O-sulfotransferase 3B1-like (gene hs3st3b1a). Gene Ontology annotation, molecular function: [heparan sulfate]-glucosamine 3-sulfotransferase activity. The coding region runs from base 287 to 1375 and encodes 362 amino acids. NCBI's taxonomy places the organism in Eukaryota, Metazoa, Chordata, Actinopteri, Cyprinodontiformes, Cyprinodontidae. The transcript has 2 exons. The record is from RefSeq and is a predicted model, not a curated record.
GAUAGGAGGCAAACUAAUGCGCGCUGGCAGCCGAUCAACUCAUUAUAGCGCCUGAAUCUCUGAUUUUGCAUGUUUGAAAAUAAAAAGUAAUUAACCUUUGUGGCUCGGAGGGCAUGUUUAGUGAAAAGAAGGCUGAAUCUUUCACAUAAUUUCCAAUAUUAUUCUCCAUUCUGAGCAUCAUCUGUGUUUUGGGAAAUUGCGCACAGAAUCUCCACCGCGUCAGAGGAGUCAGACUGCGACACCAAGAUGCCUUAAAGCUGGAAUCCAACUUUUCCGCGGAGUUCCUAUGGAAUAUAGUCCGUUUUUACUCGGCUUCCAUGUUGUGCCAUCAUCCCACGUGAGGAAUAAACUCUUCGUUUUCUGCAUCAUGUUGUCUCUCUGGGUCUACAUGAUAUACUGCUGCGUUGGCUACUGCUCCACAGUCCCGAACCUGACGCACGGCUCAGUGCGCAGACGAGACAGCCGAGGCUCCUCUCUAGGAGCGUCCAGAGACCUACUGAAUAACGAGAAUGAGUUGGACAGCAGAGGAGACGACUGGGAAGAAGUAAGAGGUGAAGCGAAGGCGCUGGAUGAUAUGUCAGGUUUUCUUAAUGAGACGGAGAGUAAAAAGUUGCCCCAGGCCAUUAUAAUCGGGGUGAAGAAAGGAGGAACCCGAGCGCUGCUGGAGUUUCUGCGCCUGCAUCCAGAUGUAAGGGCGGUGGGAGCAGAGCCGCACUUCUUUGACCGCAACUACGACAAGGGACUGGAGUGGUACAGGGAACUCAUGCCCAAGUCGUCAGAGGGGCAGUUGACCAUGGAGAAGACCCCUAGUUACUUUGUUACGAGGGAAGUCCCCUCUAGGAUCUAUUCCAUGUCUAAAGAUACUAAACUGAUCGUUGUAGUUCGGAAUCCUGUCACCCGUGCCAUCUCAGACUACACCCAGACCCGCUCCAAAAAGCCAGACAUUCCCUCUUUUGAGAGCCUUACUUUUAAGAACAUGUCAGCGGGUCUGAUCGACACCACUUGGAGCGCUGUUCAGAUCGGCAUGUAUGCCAGACACCUAGAGCGAUGGCUCCAGUUCUUUCCCAUGGAACAGCUACUGUUUGUUAGUGGAGAGCGUCUUAUUACUGACCCUGCGGGUGAGAUGGCUCGUGUCCAGGACUUCCUUGGACUCCAGAGGGUGGUUACAGAGAAGUAUUUCCACUUUAACCCAGCAAAAGGAUUCCCCUGCCUUAAAAGACCAGAGAUUAACACCAAACCACACUGCCUGGGGAAAACCAAAGGCCGAACCCAUCCAAAUAUUGAUCCGGAAGUUGUGCAAACUUUAAGGGAUUUCUAUAAACCCUUUAAUAGAAAAUUUUACAAGAUGACUGGUCAUGACUUUGGCUGGGAUUAAAAGAGAUAUGAUAUUUUAAUGCUGGUUCUUGUCUUUUUUAUCAAUCAUUCAGGACAUAUUGUGAUACAGUGUAUGUACAGUAUUUAGUUGUCUGUAAAAAGUUCAGAAGUCUAUUUUAUUAUAAUUUAUUGUUAAGAUAUUAAGUCACAAAGCUGCCUGAUCAGGUUUGUCAUGGUUUUAGGUCCCUAUUGGUAUAUUCCUUUUCAUAAAGCACUGGUAUUUUAAGGUAUUUCUCUCCUAAAGGUCUUCUGCCUUUUGUUCCACCCUAAUCAGAUUGAGAUUCAAGUCCCCAACAAACUGGUAAUAUCCCCUUAACAUUUUCCUGACCCUUAGAGAACUGUGGACCCACUUAGUCAGGUCGAUAGAGGCCUCAGCUGAUCCCGUGCAACUCGCCAGGUGGAUCAAUACAGCAAUAGCUCCUCAUCACGUCAAAAGGCCUGAGUGAUGGCAUCCCCUUGAUCUCCAGAGAGUCUCAAUAAAGCAUUUAUCCCUCAGUGGGCCAAUGUUUAUGGUUGAGCCUUAAGCCAAACUAGAGUUAAUAUAAAAUUAUUUCUGACAGCUGUCGUUUUUUGACUCUAUUAUUUUUUUUCCAACUGUUAAUCCACGCAACACCAUGUAGGUUAUUAUCAUCAAUUUGUCAGGAAAUUUCUCUGCAGUUUUCAAUAUGCCCAAACACCGCUAUUUUUAUGACAAAAGCCAUACAGCUCAGUUACAUUUAUUGAUGUUGUAUUAAUUCCUCUGUGCUUUUUUUUUUUUUUUUUCAGCGUUAUAAUUAUACACUUUUUCCAAUGACAAUAAGCACCCUUUCUGAACCUUCAGGAACACCUGAUGAAAAUUAAAAUAAGCCCAACCACUUUGUGAAAUGUCUCCAUUAACUUUGUUUUGAUUACCAAUGUUUUUUCUUCCUUAUUUGACAUGCCUUUGUGAACAUUUUUGGCAACAGCCAGUAUUAACUAUUCAUGAUCUGCAACUAUGUACCAGAGGCACUAUUUUUUUCUGUAUGGACUGAUUUACAACACAAAAAUUUAAAUAAAGCAGUGUCAAAUUAGAUGCGAAUGCAAAUACACAUUAAUGUGGU